Molecule: messenger RNA, 5761 nt
Organism: Nerophis ophidion (straightnose pipefish)
Lineage: Eukaryota; Metazoa; Chordata; Actinopteri; Syngnathiformes; Syngnathidae
Exons: 14
Coding region: 1206-3137 (643 amino acids)
Biological process (GO): neural crest cell migration; axon guidance; positive regulation of cell migration
Molecular function (GO): semaphorin receptor binding; chemorepellent activity
Source: RefSeq, a predicted model, not a curated record
AUUUGUGUGUGUGUGUGUGUUUGUGUGCGUGAAUGUGCGUUUGCUUGUGUGUUGCGUGCUUGUGUUGGUGUGUUUGUGUGGGUAUCCAUGAAUGCGCGUUUGUAGUGUGUGUUUGUGUAAUUGUGUGCGAGUGUGUGCGUGAAUGCGCAUGCGUUUGUGUGCGUGUGUAGUGAGUGCGCGUGGAUGUUCGUGUGUUUGUGUGCGGGUGUAGUGUGUGUUUGGGUAAGUGUGUGCUUGAAUGUGCUUGUGUGUGUGUGUUGCGUGCUUGUGUUAGUGCAUGUUUGUGUGUGUGCGAGCGCGUGAAUGCGUGUGCUUGAAUGUGCGCGUGUAGCGUGUGUUUGUGUAAGUGUGUGCGUGUGUACGAGCGCGUGUGGGGGUCAAGUGUAUGUGCGUGUAUUUGUGUGCGCGUGUAGCGUGUUUUAGUGUAAGUGCGUGUGUUUGUGCGCGUGAAUGUGCGUGUGCUUGUGUGUUGUGUAGGUGUGUGUUUCUGUGCAUCUUUUGUGUGCGUGCGCGUGAAUUUGCGUUUGACGUCUGUGAGCGCGUGUGUGGGUGCACCUGAAUGUGCACGGUGUAAGUGUGUGCUUGUAUUUGUGUAAGUGUGUGCACUUGCGUAAGUGUUUGUGUGUGCGUGAAUGUGCGUAUGUAUGGAGAUUGUUGAGGCGUGUGUUUGUGUGUGCGUCUGUUUUUGUGGAUGCAAGUGCGCGAACGUGUGCGUGUUGCGUGUGUUUGUGUAAGCGUGUGGAUGCGCGUGUGUUUAGUGUGUGAGAGCUCGUGCGUGGGUGCGCGUGUGUUUGCGUGUGCGUGUUAGCGUGUAUAUCGUGUGCUUGUGUAGGUGUGUGUUUGUGUGUGCGUGAAUGUGCGCGUGUUACGCUUGUGUGUGUGAGAGUGCGCGUGAAUGUGCGUUUGCUUGUGUAGAGUGUUUUUUGUGCGUGAAUGUGUGUUUGCUUGUGUGUGUGUGUUGCGCGCGUGUGUGGGUGCGCGUGUAUGCGCGUGCGCGUCACAGCCAAUUGUUGCCAGGCUGCUGCGAGGUGGAGCUUCCUUUUCUUUUUUUUCUCCCCGGGCGGACGACACCGAGUCAGCAGCCGGCCAGCAGCGCUCCGCAGGCGGCAGAGAGGAGACAGUCGGGACGCGAGGAGACAGCCAGGAGGUAAAGAAGGCAGCCAGGAGGAAAAUAAAGCAGAGGCAGGUUUUCUUCCAGCGGGAACAUGAACACCAAGACGUCGCGCUUCCUCGUCCUCGGGCUUCUCGUCGCCGCUGUCACGGCCAAGACGCCCCGGCUCAAAUUUGUAGUGCACGAACCGUCUCGAUUCCACUUUGACAAGCCCGAGAACUACGUCAGCAUGUACCACCAGGAGGGGAGCAACACUCUGUACGUGGGCGGGCAGGCCAUGAUCUACGUGCUCACCUUCGGCAACAGAGGCGUACAUGACCUGCAGAUCCCAGCACCGUCAGAUCAGACCGCCAUCGACACCUGCAAGGCCAAGGCGGCACCGCUCGAGAUGGAGUGUGAUAAUUUCAUCACAGUCAUUGAGAAAGUCAACGACACCUUCAUCGUGUGUGGGACAAAUGCCGGGAGUCCUCGUUGCUGGAUGCUGGUUAACGACACAGUGCUGAUCGACGUCCAGGGAGUCGGACAAAUCGCAUCGCCCUCUGACAUCUCCCCGCCUUACCCCUCGCAGAGGUCCAUCAGCCUGCCCGCAGAUGGGAGUCUGUAUUCCGCCAUGUCAUCAGUGGGAGGCCACGCUGGAUCUAUCCGCCGUACGUUCGGACCCCAGAAACUCCUGAAGACAGAAAACGUUUGGCUGCUGAAUCCGCAGUUUGCUGGGGCCGCAAUCAUCCCUGCCACCUUAAAAUACAAGGAGGAGAUCUACUUCUUCUUCAGUGAGUUCAACAAGACAGCCCGAGUGGACGAGGAGCCGUACAGGGCCCGCAUUGGCCGGAUCUGCAUGGUGGACGAGGGCGGGAUCAAGGCUCUGUUGGCCGACUCGUGGACCACCUUCAUGAAGGCACGGGUCAUGUGCGGUGCCGGAAACACCCAGCAGCAGUACAACAACAUGAAGCAUGCGGUGGUACUGACAGCUAAGGACAAGCGGGCCGGUGUCAUGUACGGCCUGUUUUCCAACGCAUGGGGCAGAAGUGUGAUUUGUGCCUAUUCCAUAGAAGACAUCGACCAGGCCUUCUCCACAUCCAAACUUAAGGGCUACAGCAGCUCCUUCAUUGGCAGUCGUCCUGGGAUGUGCGUCCGUAAGAACUCCACAACGGGCGGUCCCAACGACAUAAAAAACCUGGGCGUGAUCCGGUACCAUCCGGAGAUUGAAGACGUGAUCCGGCCCGUGGGCGUGGCUCCUCUCGACCUCCCGACAGAUGACCAAAUCACGCACACAGUGGCAGACAUUGUCCUCGCCGUCAACGAAGAGCACUACAGCGUCCUUUACCUCGGAACAGAACAAGGAAAAGUCCACAAAGUUCUCCACAGCAGCGAGGGUGUCUUCAUCAUCUCCCAGUACUCCAUGUUUCGUAAUGAGGGGCCCGUCCUGAACAUGGCCAUUGACCCCCAAAAGGGACACUUGUACGUUGCCACGGCGAUGGAGGUCCAGCGGCUGCCCCUGGCCGACUGCGGUCGCUAUGGCGACACGUGCAGGGAGUGCAUCCUCUCCAGGGACCCGUAUUGCGGGUGGGACAAGAACAGGAGGCGGUGCAUCGCCAUCCCGGCAGGCUACAACUUCACGACUGGGACGCUCGUUCAGAAUCUGGACCAAUCCAACUCGUCGGUUUGCGGGGAAGCUGCUGCCCUGAAGCUGCGCCGCACCUCCCCAAGAGAAGUGGUGGUACAGUCAAACACCUCCAUCUUCCUGCCGUGUCCCGUGCGCUCCUUCCUUGCCACGUACCGCUGGGAGAAGGACAACUGCGUCAAGAACUACCCCUGCCUUUUCUCUGGCGACUUCUGUGUCCUCGGGCCAGGGGUGGACACGCCGCUUAAGGAGGGCAUCUUCCGCUGCAUGGCUACCGAGGACGGAUUCAAGGUGGAAGUCAUCUCCUUCAAGCUGAUGAACCACGGCAGGCUCCUGGCCGCCUCCCUCGCCUCCACCUUGGGGCUGUCACUCGUGCUCGCCAUGGCCACCCUUUGGCUUCAUUAACUGCAGCUAAUGCUAAUGCUAACCACAUACCCUUAAAGACAGUAAAUAGACGAGAGGUUUGGUUCACAGAGCGUUCAAGUCUGGGGUGUAACAAUUGUCAAUAAAAGAACUAAAUCAGUAUCAAACAGAGUCAAAGUCACUUACAUUUGGGUCUAAAAAGAGCUUGAAACUUUGAUACAGUGCAUGAAGAACUUUGUGAACCUUCCCUCUCUAACUGUAAACGCUAAACAUAUCCUAAGCGUUGGGCAAAAGAAACACCAAUACCAGGCCGAUUCUUUAUGACCAUUUCUUUAACUCUUUUGACUAGAUUGUGCUUCUUUGUGGAUAUGUAAAGCUUUAAUACUGCUCUUACAUCUUGCAUCCUUCCACCUCAUUCGUAGUUUGAAAAAAACCCAACAUGUCUGGUAUUGAGAUUUUCAAAGCCUUAACACUUCUGGGACAUCAACUCGUAAGCACAAUUUUGCAGUCAAUGCAGAAUACUGCGCACCCGGUUGGACUCUGGGUUGGGUUGGGUUUGACAGGAAGUACGAGAAUGAGCAAAAGCUUAUUCCUGACCAUCACUGUGUCUCAGCACGUCCUCCUCAGAAAAGGCAGUUUCUCACAUCUUUUUACCUUCAGACAUUACACCUUGUUCACAGCUUUAGAGUUCCACGUCUCACCGCCAUCAGACCUCCUUCUAAAAAGGUCAAAAACGUCAACCGCGACACCUCCGGGGAGGUUAGCUGGACCAGAAAGCAGCAAAUUAGAACUGCCCUUAGAAUCUUUGGUAAAUGUCAAAGAUGAGUUGGGGUAGGCACUGAGGCAAGAAGAAUUCAGGCAGACCAAACAGGAUGAGGUGGUCCUAGCUACGGCACUAUCAACCUCAUUAGAACCAUGCCGUUAUAGAGGUUUUACACUUUAUAGAACGUCAGAGAACAGAACUAAGCAAAUUACGUCCGAUGGUCUGUAAAGUUUCGGUGAAGAAGGAGCUGAGCCGGAAGGCAAAGCUCUCAAUUUACCGGUCAAUCUACGUUCCCAUCCUCGCCUAUGAUCAUGAGCUUUGGUUUAUGACCGAAAAGACAAAAUCAAGGGUCCAAGCGGCCGAAAUGAGUUUCCUCGGCCGGGUGGCAGGGCUCUUCCUUAAAGAUCGGGUGAAAAGUUCUGUCAUCCGGGAGGAGCUCUAAGUAAAGCCGCUGCUCCUCCACAUGGAGAGGAGCCAGAUCAGGUGGUUCGGGCAUCUGGUGAAGAUGCCAUUCGAACACCUCUGUGUUUGGGGGCAUGUCUGACCGGUAGGAGGCCACGGGGAAGACCCAGGACACGUUGGGAAGACUAUGUCUUCCGGCUGGCCUGCCCCCGCAACCCGACCUCGGAUAAGCGGAAGAGGAUGGAUGGAUGGUCUGUAAAGUUGUGAACAAAGUAUCGCAUGAUCAUUUCCGCCAAACCACGCAGACAUUAUCAUAAGUUAUGUUCAUUUUCCAUUUUUUUUUUGCAAGGAGAAAAACAAAAGCUUGUACUUCAAUUUGAGAUGUUCUGUAUUUAAUUGCUGCCAGUGCUGAUUUCUACCAUUGCUGCCUCUCUAUGUGAAGAUUUGUCUUGAUGGUUUGGAUUUUUAACGCCAUAGCUAGACUGUGAUAUAUGUAUACCGAUGUUUUCUAACCGAGUCUCGAAGCUGUGAUACACACUAACUUGUCAGACGAUGUUCAGCUGCAUUCACAAUUGACCGAUGAAGGGAUGAUUCAGCAUAUUUUAACGCCUCCCGAACUUUUCUGUUUCAGUUUAAACUUAUUCCGCGGAUUCGUGAGAACUCUAUUUGGAGUCUCGCUCGGCGUUGACCCAUGUAGCAGAUUAGCGUGUUCUCCAGAGCUCUGACAUUGUCAUUCAGUAACUUAACACAAAACUGGCGGCGUCAGGCAGUCCACUAUGGCCCACAUGUCAUUAAUAGCUAAUUAGGAGCUACUGGAGGUCGUUGUGCUCCAUAUUCGAUUUUAUGAGCGGCGAGGAUCUGAACGGCCACGUUGCCUUUCUCCGGGUAGCGGAGACAAAUAACGAGUACAUGUCCAACACAAAACUUUGUUGAGCCAACAUUUUACUUCCCAGCCUACAAUGCAUGCACACUACACUAAAACAGCCAAUAACCCUCCGUGCCGGCCGCCCUUUUUGCCACCUGUGUCAAAACUAGGGCUGCGACGUCCCUUCCUGUCCACGGACUUCAUGUAGACUUUUUGAUAACCUAACAUUUACAGAGCGUCCCCGACCGAUCAACCAGAAAGUCAAGACCUGCAUGUGAGUUGAAAAACAAACAUUUUUGAUUUUCUUCGGUCCGAAAUGGGUCUUCAAGCAAUCGCCUCGUCGGAAAGUCCUUACGCUCGCCGCCGGCCCGCCCUCUUUGUUCGCAGCAAGCGGGUGUGUUGCCUUCAGGAAUCCGUUCAGGCGGACCUCCCCUUGUCGUGUCGUUCUGAGGUCUAGAGUGCUGUACAUGGUGUGUCCUGACAACUAUAUUAUAGCCAUGAAUGAUAUAUUAAUAAUCCCAUUAUUUUUAAAGCUCAUAUAUCUGGUGCAAUAGAUAUUCAUGUAACAAAUCUUUAUUGACAUGUGUCAAUCUCAACAUGUGCAGUGACAACUAAUAAAAUAGGAAAAAAAACAGA